AUUCCAUGUGGAAUGUCAGCGAGGGCAAGUCCAACUGCAAACUCACCUGCUUAAGUGUGUACCACUCAUAAAUGGCCUCUUCUUUGCCUUUGGUGCUGGGGAAAGGCUGAUCUGGCAUCACCAGAACUUUCCAGGGAAACUUAACUGUCACUAGUCUACCCCACUGAAUUGAGAGGUUAGUUGUGAUUGCUGAACCGAGAGGAACAAGGAUAUAUCACCAGGCAUAUACUAUUUCACAGCUGUACCAUCUCAUUACAACCUGACCAGGAAACUACGGUGACGUCAAAUCGGUGAUUAUUAGAACCAUGCUUUAAAAUUUCUGGGAUCCCAAAUUGUCUGGCUAGCAGGUACUGAAGAGGGUAAUCUGAGUGGUCAGGCCUGGAGAAAAUCUUCCAUGAAAUUGCUGAAGAAAUGGCUCUUCCAAAGCUAAGUGAUGAGAUAUCUCUGCAGAUGAAGACAGCUGGGAAAGAACAGUUGACUGAGAAAAACAAUGGCUUUCUCCAAAAUAUGGACAUGGCUGAAGGUGCAAUGCAGAAUUUACUAAGGGAAUUUACCAAAAUGGACCACAUCUUGGAUAGAUCAGAUGAUGGAGACAGCAUUUUCUCCAAAAAGCCUCAAACUGACUUCCUUCGUGAGACAGAGACUACAAAAUGGAAUACAUUGGAGCUGGAGGCUGAGCAUCGUCAGGAUGAUGAACAGAAUGAACAGAAUGAGCAAGAAACAAAUCAGGUUCAACAUGAGGAUCCUCACGUAUCCACAUCUUUGCAGUUUUCAGAGGGGAACAUCCCUGAAGUGAGUCAGGAGAACAUGUUCUUCCAGCUAAACCACUGGAAUACACGGAUGGGACUACAAGUGAAAGAACUUAGAGCUGAUCACACAGACUGGAUAGAGAAAAUUAAUAAUAUUGUACAAAAAAUAAACCUAACAGAGAACACAGUGAAGAGCUUACUAACUGAGGUGAUGUCCUUGGAGGGCCAAAUUGAAAAGCUGGGGUCACACCAGGACCUUGACGCUGAUCAGGGGGCAAACAUUGAGGAGAAGAUUAUGGAAGUUAAAAAGCAAUUAGAAGAAAUGGAUAACAAAUGUGUUCAGGAAGAUGUUUGUAAUGAAGCUCAUGAAUUAAAGGAGAAACUCAUUGCAAGAAUAAAGAACUUUUGCAAAGACAUGACUCUGCUGAACACAAAGCUGGGGAUGUACCAAAAGCAAGAAGAGAAACUAGACUCUCAGAGUCCUGAAGAAAUGGGUAUGGAAGGAAGUGAGCCCCUGCUUCCUCAGGUGGCACCAGCCCCAUUAGUGCAGAACACUGCUCCUGGCAUUACAAUGUGGAAGCGUGCACUGAGGAUUUUCAUCAUAUUUUAUGUCCUCACCUUCACUGGACUUUCAUGUUACAUACUAGUUUUCGAUGCUACAUUUAUCUUUGAAAGCUUACUCCCUGCAAUGCUCGGUCGCCGCAGAAUGUGGGAACUACGGGAGAUCAUUGAGCCUUUCUUGAACUUGGAGGUGGAAGACUUGUUACCCUCCUAAAGAUAUAGAAGUUACUGCUGCUCUACUGACUUUCUCCUUAAUAAAAUUCUGGCUGUUCUUGUA
Molecule: messenger RNA, 1587 nt
Organism: Canis lupus familiaris (dog)
Lineage: Eukaryota; Metazoa; Chordata; Mammalia; Carnivora; Canidae
Gene: SMCO2
Product: single-pass membrane protein with coiled-coil domains 2
Exons: 10
Coding region: 412-1524 (370 amino acids)
Source: RefSeq, a predicted model, not a curated record